This is a messenger RNA of Penicillium odoratum, 1119 nucleotides long. RefSeq names its product Zn(II)2Cys6 transcription factor domain-containing protein. Gene Ontology annotation, molecular function: zinc ion binding; DNA-binding transcription factor activity, RNA polymerase II-specific. The coding region runs from base 1 to 1119 and encodes 372 amino acids. The transcript has a single exon. NCBI's taxonomy places the organism in Eukaryota, Fungi, Ascomycota, Eurotiomycetes, Eurotiales, Aspergillaceae. Gene Ontology annotation, biological process: regulation of DNA-templated transcription. The record is from RefSeq and is a predicted model, not a curated record.
AUGCCUCGCAACUCACCCUGUACUCGAUCCCGUCAAAAAUCAUGUAUCGCAUGUGCGGAGGGCAAAAGACGUUGCAAUCGACAGACUCCGCAGUGCUCCCGAUGUCUCGCCCGAGGUGUGCAGUGCUGCUACGUGAAUCGAUCACAACAGACUGAAACCUAUCUACAACCACGGACUCCGCCUUCGAUAACAUUUCCUGAUUACUCCGACGAUCUCCUACUAUACGAAGACUCAACUGAAUCAACCCUUUUUUACGAUGAUAAUAUCAAUGACUCAUCAUGGCUCACGAGUCCUUCCUCACUUUCAUCAUAUCCAACACUAUCCUCGAUCCCGAAAUAUCCCGAGCUCACAGUUGUGGAGAAAUGGGCUACACAAAAGAUCGUGCAGAAUAUCAAGAACAUGCCACAUCUAUUCUUUCAACACGGCAAAAAUUCAUUCAUCCACGCACGCCUAUAUGAGUCUCAUCUUCCCGACGCAAUUCAAGAUGCAUUUACAGUGUCUGCGGCGUAUUGCACUAAGAAUGUCGAAACAGCAGAUAUGGUCUUUCGUAUCUUGGAAUCGAAAGCUAGUUCUCUCAUGAGACAGGAUUACGCGGCCCAGCCCCUGGAAGCCUUACUGGCAGCCACACAGGCCCUAAUGCUGUUCCACAUCAUGCAGCUCUUCGAUGGUGAUAUUCGACAACGAUCGGUCGCGGAGCAGAGUUUGGUGACUUUAAAUUCGAUGACUGUCCAGCUACAUAUGCGCGCAGCAGAACUUGCACCGGCAUCUACGUGGCAGAUGUGGAUCUUCGCUGAGAGUAUUAGGCGGACGGUGAUUAUGUCGAUGCUUAUUGAGGGCUUGUAUUCUGUGCUGAAAUCGGGGUUCUGUAACUGUGUGCCUACUUUGAGUUUACUUCCUUUCACUGCCGGCGCAGAGCUGUGGGAUGCAAAUACAGAUGCUUCGUGGCUAGCUAAAAGCCAACAGGGUGGGACUUUGGAUGUAGUGCUGUAUGGUGACUUUUCAGGGGCUUGGGCGAAGGGCCUUGUUCCAAGGAAGCUGGAUCCCUUUGAGAAGCUCUUACUUACACCCUGUGUGGGUGAAAAGUAUCGGAAGUUCCUUGAACUUCAGGAGUGUACUUGA